Microsporum canis CBS 113480 is the source of this 1638-nucleotide messenger RNA. Its product is annotated as translation initiation factor 4B. Gene Ontology annotation, molecular function: RNA binding. Bases 1 to 1638 code for a protein of 545 amino acids. The transcript is spliced from 6 exons. The record is from RefSeq and is a predicted model, not a curated record. Lineage: Eukaryota; Fungi; Ascomycota; Eurotiomycetes; Onygenales; Arthrodermataceae.
AUGGGUUGGUUCACCAUCCACACACCACUAAGAGUCCGGACUCAGAGGUCGAAAGCCCAGAAGAUGUCCAUUGGGACCUUUCUGGCUGAUGAAACCUAUGGCUCCUGGGCGGAUGAGAUGGAGGAUAAUCCUAUCCCAUUGCCGUCUUACGCACCCCGUUCUGGUUAUGGCGGAGAACGUAACACCUAUGGAACAUCUGGUGGUUAUGCUCAAGAGCAUACUGAGCGUAGCUACCACACGAGGGAAGAACUCCCUAUGCCAACCCAACCUCCAUACACCGCACAUAUCGGUAACCUUUCCUUCGAGGCCACCCAGGCCGAUAUCCAGGAGCUCUUCGCUGAGUGUGAGGUUACCAGUGUUCGCAUUGUAGAGGACAAACUUACCGGAUCCCCCAAAGGCUUUGGCUACGUUGAAUUUGCCUCUGUAGAUGGCCUCAAGAAAGCACUCACAUUCCAGGGUACCUCACUUCAGGGACGAAAUAUUCGAGUGAGCAUCGCGGAACCUCCCAAGGAUCGACAUGAAGCUAGAGAUCUCAGCGACUGGACUCGAAAGGGCCCGCUCCCAGAGCUCCCGGGCCAAAGACGUGUUUCAGACCGAGCUGGUUUUGGCGGCCCUGUUUCUGAAGUUGGAAGUGAUCGCGUUGGCCGACGUGGCUAUGAAGCAGCUAACGACGGUAGGUCGCGCGACUUUUCCAACUGGGAGAGAAAAGGACCUCUUUCUCCUAGCCUCCAGAACCCUCCCGCCAGGGAAGGCCGCCCCAACAGCAAGGAAGGCCCUCAGUUCCGCAGAGCCUCCCCUGCCUGGGGCGAAGGCCGCUCACAAGAUGGUUCUCGACCACCCCGCCGAGAAUUUACUGAGCGUCCUGUCCCAGAAAGAGCUCCAACUGCACCAGAGCUCGAUAACCAAUGGCGAGCUAGAAUGCGACCAGAUGCGCCUGCUCAGCCGGAAACUCCUGUUGAGCCACCAACUCCAACAACUGGUGCAGCCCCUGCUCCUGGGUCGAGGCCAAGACUCAACCUGCAAAAGAGGACGAUUCCUGAGCCAGAGGGGACUGCAACGCCCCCAGCGGCUACUGAAACUAAGUCUAGUAUCUUUGGAGGCGCUAAGCCUAUCGAUACUGCCUCCAGAGAGAAGGAAGUGGCCGAGAAGAGGGAAUUGGCCUUACAGCAGAAGAAAGAGGCUGAUGAGAAGGCCAAGGCUGAGCGCAUAGAGAAGCAGAAGGCAGAAAAGGCCGCUAAGGAAGAGGCCGAGAAAGCAGAGGCAAACGGUGCAAAGGAAGAUACCCCAGAAGGGGAAAAAUCUGUCGAAAUUCUUAGACGCGAAGAAGGUGAAGAGAAAGCUGCUGCUGACGGUGAAAAGGGAACUGGCGCACAGAAGGCUGACAGUGGCCCGGAAAAGAGCCGCCCACAAUUACAAAGCCGUACGAGCAGUGGCUGGCGAAAUGGCGGCGGACGAGGCCGUGGUGGCCCACCUCACAGCCGCGGGGGGUCUCGCAGCACUUCUCACCGUGGCCCACCAGCCGAAGCCGCAUCUCCGGCCUCGCCUGCUACCCCAGACGAAGAUGGAUGGAGCACCGUCAGCGCCAAACAAAAGAACGUCCGCCGUGGAAACCAGUACAAUCGUGGCCAGGCUUCCUAA